Messenger RNA from Paramisgurnus dabryanus, 2126 nucleotides. RefSeq names its product thyrotropin-releasing hormone receptor b (gene trhrb). Lineage: Eukaryota; Metazoa; Chordata; Actinopteri; Cypriniformes; Cobitidae. The record is from RefSeq and is a predicted model, not a curated record. Gene Ontology annotation, biological process: phospholipase C-activating G protein-coupled receptor signaling pathway. Gene Ontology annotation, molecular function: thyrotropin-releasing hormone receptor activity. Gene Ontology annotation, cellular component: membrane.
UGCCAUUUUACAACAGCUGAAGGACAAGCACCUUUAGAUCCUGUCGAUUGUACGAUAUUAUUCAUUAAAAUGAAUGUAGAUUAGUAUCAAUCAAAAAACUAAAAUACCAAGUGCGUAAAGUUCUUAUUUGACGCUUAUUGUGGAAUGAACAGCAUGAAAUCAUGUAAACACACCGGACUUUACAUCAUUCAAGUGUGAGCUCAGAACUUGGAGACCUUUCUAGAAUGGAGAACUUGACGGCAACUAAUGAGACUUUGGAAACCUGGACUGACCGCAGCGUCGAAUACAAGGUGAUCAGCGUCCUGAUAGUUUUCCUAAUAUGCGCCCUUGGCAUCAUUGGAAACGUGAUGGUCAUUUUGGUCGUCCUUACCACGAAACACAUGCGGACCCCCACUAACGGUUACCUGGUUAGUUUGGCCGUCGCAGACCUAAUGGUCUUGAUCUCAGCCGGUCUACCGAGCAUAGCGGACAGUUUAUUCGGUUCGUGGAUUUUUGGGCACCUCGGGUGCCUGUCCAUCACCUAUUUCCAAUAUCUCGGAAUCAACGCAUCGUCGUGCUCCAUAACGGCGUUCACUAUAGAGCGAUACAUCGCUAUAUGUCACCCGAUCAAAGCGCAGUUUUUAUGCACGCUCUCCAGGGCGAAGAAAAUUAUUUUAGGAGUCUGGGUCUUUACCUCGCUUUACUGCGUUAUGUGGUUUUAUCUGACCGACAUCCAACAGGUGGUCUACAAGGAUGUGACUAUAGUAACGUGCGCGUACAAAGUGUCCAGAAACCUUUACCUACCCAUAUAUUUUUUCGACUUUGGCAUCUUCUUUGUUCUACCGCUCACACUUGCGACAAUCCUGUAUGGGCUCAUUGCUAGAAUUUUGUUUCUUAAUCCGCUACCGUCCGACCUUAAAGAGGACAAAAAUGGGCACAAGAACUUUUGCAUGACGAAAAAGAACAAGAUGAAGAAUUCCAGCCGAUGCUCAAGUAAAACUGCAGCAUCCAGGAGACAGGUAACAAAGAUGCUGGCAGUGGUGGUCAUUCUGUUUGCUGUACUAUGGAUGCCGUACCGCACACUGGUGGUGGUUAACUCCUUCCUGCAGGAGGCUUAUCUGGACAUCUGGUUUCUGCUCUUCUGUCGCACCUGUGUCUACCUCAACAGCGCUAUUAACCCUCUCAUCUACAACGUCAUGUCACAGAAGUUUCGCGCCGCAUUCAGGAGGCUCUGCCGCUGCGGACGCACCGCGCAGGCACAGAAGGUGGCCUACACCGUUGCCCUAACUUACAGUGUUGCCAAGGAAACAUCGACGGUGGAGACCACAGCGCAUUUUUCAACCGACAUAGACGAUCUGACACCAUCGGAGGAUUUGUUUUCUGAUAAGAAGCUCAUGUAUACGCAGAACUGCGAGUUUACAAAGUAAACUUUCAGUCAGCCCUGAUAAACUCACAACAGCUACACACAUAAACAUAAGGUGUCACUACAUAAGUAAAGUCAUCACAUAGUUUCUUUAUUCCCUAAAUCAGUGGAUCUCAAGCUUUAUGACUGCAUAGCCCUCCCCUUUUCAACAACAUUUUAAGAACGCACACUUACAAUAUAUCCCCUCUCAGAAAAAGGUGCAAAAGGUAGAAAAGUUGUCACUUGGGUGGUACCAUUUCGAAAAGUACACUAAAAGGUGAUAAUGGAACCCUAGAGGUACAUACUGGUUCCUCAACAUACAGUAUCUGUACCCGAAUGGUACAUAUUUGGACCUUUUUAAAAGGUACAGUCCCAGUGACAACCCGAAAAAAAGAGAGCUUAGCAUAAAGAAAGAGUUUUUUUUAAAGUCAUGUUGAUGCCCCAUGCAAGGCCUCCUGGUUGAGUAACACAAACUUAAAUCGUACUCUCACAGAAACAUGAGCAUGGCAAUAGAUUUUUAGAAAAACAUGAUUUUGCCUUUUUAUCUAAAAUUUCCUCACAAGUAGCUUGUCAUGAUACUUCACCAUGAACGUUUUGCCCUCACAAGUAUAGCUAAACCUACGCACACACCUCAGUGCCAUGAAUACCACAAGAAGCACUCAAAAAGUCAUGCUCACUUAUAAGUCAUCGCAUUAUGUUGCUUGCUUGUCAAACUGUUUCUUAGGAACGGAUCAGAAAGCCAGUG